UUAUAUUUCGCAAAAUUCGAGCGCGGUAUGAUUUCGUUUCAUGUGGAAAGGAAAGGCUAGAACCAGCCCGUGUAUAUUUCGUAAAGUUCUGUUGUAGCUAAAAUAAUUAUAUCUGCUGUUWAUUUCAAAAUGAGUGAAGACCCUGACUCUCCUCCCGAAAGGGAAAUGAAGGAUUUUCAGUUCCGGCAAAUGAAGAAAACCCGUGUCUUUGAUUCACCUGAUGACCUGCCGAAGGAUAGAUCAAGUCUGCUCACCAUCUCCAACAAAUUUGGACUGACAUUUGUCGGACUAGACAGAAAGAUCAAGGUGUACCUCACGGGGGACAUCCUAGCUUCAGACAAAGUUGAUGGAAACUCCAAUGAAAUAGUUGAGGGGAUAGCAGCCUUAGCUGAUGUUCAUGUGGAGUUGCCUGUGCACAACCUGGGACUCAGCAGUGAUGAGCUCACCCUGUCAGUCAGUGGCAUGUCAGAAGCAUCAGGCCUGUCACUGGCCUUCUACGACGUCCGCACCUUCAUCAACAAGGCCCGACCGCAGAAGUUGCCAUUUGCGACUCUGCAACCGAGAGCCGGCCUGGGCAUUAUUGUGCAGGACCUCAAAUGGAACCCGGUGCAGGUGUCCAUGCUGGCCACCUGUCUGUCUGACGGCAGCAUGAUGGUGCUGGACGUCACAGACAGCGUCACAGUGCAGGCCCAGCUACCCGCCACAACGGGCAUCACCUGUGUAUGCUGGAGUCCCAAAGGAAAGCAAGUAGCAGCAGGAAAAAUGAAUGCAACAGUCAGUCAGUAUACUCCAGGGCUUCAGGAGAAGAAAGUGAUCCCCUGCCCAAGCUUCUACAGCUCUGACAACCCUGUCAAAGUGCUGGAUGUGCAGUGGCUGAGUACGUUUGUGUUUGCUGUGGCAUAUGCAGCAGCCGACGGCUGUCCGGAAACACCUCCUGAACUGGUGGUGAUCUCCCUCCCUACAAAGACAGAGAAGAGGGAGGAGAGGUACCUGAACUUCAACGACCCGGUGUACGGCACCUGCACAGAGAGACAGCACCACUACUUCCUCAGCCACAUAGAGGACUGGAAUGUUGUUCUUGCCGCAUCAGCAGCCUCCAUUGAAGUCAGUGUCAUCGCCAAGCAAGAAGAUAAGACCAACUGGGAGCUGUGGCUGCUGGAGGACGCCAGCAGGGGAGAGCUGCCUGUCUCUCAGAAUAACGACGACACGCUGCCCCUGGGGCUGGCCAUUGACUACACCAGCCAGCAGGAGAUCCACAUCACAGAUGAGAAGACUUUGCCCCCGGCGCCCACUCUGUUGCUGCUGUCUACAGACGGAGUGCUGUGCCCCUUUUCACUGCUCAACUUCAACCCUGGGGUCAAGCAGCUGGUCGCUGCCCCCACCAGCCUGGCCCUGGACGGAGAGAGACUGCCCCCUGCAGGAUCUGCAGCUCCCCCGCCCCCUUACCCAACCUCCUCUCUCCCAUCAGCCCCGGCGGCGUUCCCUCCGCUCCGCCUCCCAUUGGCCACCACACCAAACCCUCCUCCACCUACCUCCUCCCCUGCCUCUGUUUCACUGUUCACCGCAGCCCCAGCUCCAGCCUCCUCCGGCUUCUCGUUCUCCAUGCCCCCCUCUUCCACUGCUCCCCCCGCCUUCUUUCUGGGGGGCUCUACGGCCUUCAGCGCGAGCCCAGCCUUGGGAACCUCUGGUAGCUUCUCCUUCUCCUCCAAGCCCCUGACAGAGACCCCAGCCGCAGCUUCGGCCUUCUCCGUCAGUGCCCCCAAACUUCCAGUGGUGGAAAUGGCUCCAGUUCCGGCCCCCACUCCAAAGCCCACCCCCCAGCGCCUGGCCACCGCCUCCCCCAUCAUGGUGCUCCGAGGCACCCCCGAGCCAACCCCUCCCGCUGUGAAGAUGAACCUCAAUGACAGAUUCCUGGCAGUAGAGACCCCUGCUGCAGCUCCAGCCUCCCAGCCCUUCUCCUUCAACUCCACACCCAAAGCUGCCUUCUCUGAGCCCAGCAGCCAUUCCGCUCCUCUGCCCAUAGUCACCAAGUCUGCAGCCAUGCCAGAUCGCCCACUUCCAGAAGGAGUUGGAUGACCUGAAGGCACGCAGCCACAAGGCAGACUUCAGAGUGGGCACCACAGAGGAGAUGAAGGAGCUGAGGAAGGAGUCUGAGGACCUCCACGUCUUCAUCCUGGAGAUCAAAGACACCACUGAGUCUCUCCAUGGGGACAUCAGCACUCUGAAGACCACCAUGCUGGAGGGCUUUGCCGGGGCGGAGGACGCAAAGGCCCAGAGUGAGCUCAACAGACACCGUGGCUACCUGCAGCUGCUGUACAAGAAACCACUGGACCCACGCAGUGAAGACCAACUCAAGGAGAUUCGCAGGCUGUACCAGUAUGUAAAGUUUGCUGUGGAGGAUGUUAACGACGUGUUGGACCUGGAGUGGGAGAAACAUCUGGAGAAGAAGAAGAAACAGAAACACAUGAUUGUCCCAGAGAGGGAGGCUCUAUUCACAGCCUUGGCCAACAACCUGGACAUCAUCAACCAGCAGAAGCAGAGACUGGACACACUGGUCAAAGACCUCCACGCCCUGCGGCUCUACAACAAGACUGCAGCCUGGAGCACUCCUGCCCCCAGCCAGCCCUGCCAGCCUGCUGCUACCACCCCCACUGAACAGGGUUUGGACAACGAGCUGGAGAGUUUGAGGGAUGCACUCCUGAAAGCCAGUCUGGAGACCAUUCCCAAGACCACCUCGAAAUCGCCAGCCAAAAUGUCUCCGAUGAAGCAGUCUCAGCUGCGUAACUUUCUCUCCAAGAGGCAGACACCACCAGUCCGCUCCACCGCUCCAGCCAACCUGUCCCGCUCGGCCUUCCUCUCUCCCAAAUACUACGCGGACCUGGACGAUGUGAGCUCCACCUCCUCCCUGUCUCAGGCCCUGGACCCAGACUACUCCCAUUAUUUUGCGGAGGAAGAACCAGAGCCUGAGCCUGCCCCCCUCCCCAUGCUCKCCCUCUCUAUGCCCCGCCACCCCACGGUGGUACGCACCCCCUCCAUAGCCCCGGGGUUUGGGGCCAUCCAGUCCACUCCCUUCAGCAAGGUGCGCCAAGGCCUGGGCCUCAGCCCCAUCAUGAGCCCAGUUCCAACCAAUAAGAUCAACAUGGGAGGUGCCGACAGCACGGCACUAGCCACUAAGACGGUGAAGCACGGAGCCCCGCCUACUGAGAAGGCCACGCCCGUCCCGCUUCCUGCCCAACAGGCUGCUGCGAAAGCCGCUUUCCUCAGACAAAUGGCCAAUCAGAAACCAGCAGUCAGUGGCUCUCUGACAGAGUCCACCCUGAAGACUGUUCCCCAGGUGGUCAACGUACAGGAGCUCAAUGACAGAGGAUCGCCACUGCCUGUCUCCACUGUGAUCAGCUCCUCAGUCCCAGCCCCGGUCGGUCAGGUUGUUCAGCAGGUUUUGGCGACGGUGGCCAACACCAACCAGGCCAAACGAAAUUCUACUCAAGGCAUACUGAAGGUGUCCGCUGAGAGUGUCUGCUCAGCUUCCCCCCAGGGUUUUGUGUUUGGCGGACCCCCUAAAGCUGACGCCCUAGUCUCCCUGCCCACCUCCAGCUCAGCCCCGUCACUGGGGGAGCAGAGCAGCAAAGCUUUCUCCUUCAUCGCAGCGUCUGCCGGGGGCUUCAGUUUCUCCUCUGCGUCCCAAGGAGCUCCACCAGUAAAGGACGUGAGUAAAUUCUCCUUCAGCAGCGCUGGCGGCGGCACAGGCAAGAUGAUGUUUGGCUCUUCUGCCGGGGAGGAACCCUUCUCCUUCACCCCCAAAUCCACCUCCCCCGCACUGGUGGCCAACGGCUCCCCCACCCCUCUUCCCAGCAUGUCAGGCGAGCCUGUGAGGCCCACCUCCAUCACCCCCACCCUCAGAGUCGAGCCCCAGGCCCCCAAGGUGGUAGGAGGAGAGACCCUGGGGAGUUUCUCAGGUCUACGUGUGGGCCAGGGGGACGAAGAGAAGCCCUCAGCGGCCGCGUUUAGCUUUGGGCAGCCGGACAACGGAGGGGCGCUAGGGUUAGGCGCGGGGGCAGCCCAGUUUAGUUUUGGGUCGGCCCUCCAGCAAGGGAAGCUAGCCGAGGCUGCAUUUGGUGAAGCGGAUUCUACCCUGACAGACUUAUCCAAGGCUGCAUUUAAGCCUCCCGAACCAGCCGCCCUAUCUGUCACUAAGCCUGUGUUCUCCACGUCAGCAGCCACCUCCUUCAGCAGCCUCCUAGCAGCACCCCUCUCUUCCCCCUCAACCACCCUGGAGAAGGAGCACUCCAAAACCCCCACCCCCCCGGCAGACCCCACUCCGCCCCUAGAGCCUGCUUCCUCACAGCCCAGCCCCUCCAUCAGCCCCCCUAUCGCUGAGCCUGAGGUUACUACCUCCCCAGAGCCCUCAGUCACCCCUACCAUCCCUGAAAAAGCCCCAACGCCCCCAGCUCCCCCCGCCACCUCUACCACCUCUUUCCCCCCUGCCUCCAUCACCCCACCAGCCCAGGCAGCCCCAAGCACCACCCCAGAUCCUGUCCAUGAGUCCACGCCUGCCCCUGAGGCCUCACCACCCGCAAUCACACCCACCCCGGAGGCCCCACCACUAGCCUACCCGGCCCCCAGCUCGGACAAACCUGGCUCCAUCUUCACCCAGCCACCGGCCAUCACCGCAGUUAGCACAACUAUAGCGGUCACCAGUCUCAUCCCGGUCAUCAACACUGCAGCCCCCGCCUCCACUACCCCUACCAACUCCAACUCUGUAUUUGGGCAGCCCGCUCCAGCCUCAGCGGCUGCCGGCGGCUUUGGUUCCACCGGCUUCGGGGCUCCCCCUGCUACAGGCGCAGCAGCUGGCUUCGGGAAACCCGUAUUCGGACAGACAGUAGGCGGGUUUGGCCAGCCUGCUGCUAAUGUAGCCGGUGGCUUCGGUUUUGGCCAGUCUGCAUUUGGGGCCAACCCCGGAUUUGGACAGCCUGCAGCGGCCUCCCCUGCUGCAGUUGCCAGUACCGCUGCUAGUGGAGGUGGUUUGUUUGGAGCCCUCAGUGUCAGCAAUGCAAGCGGCUUUUCCUUUGGCACCCCCAGCGCCAGUACGGCCAGCAGUACGGGCACAGGCCUGUUUGGGCAGCCGAGCGCCACCCCAGCCUUCGGGCAGCAGAGUGCCGGGUUUGGACAAGGCUCUGUGUUUGGAAGCAACACCACCACUACAUCUUCCACUGGUUUCAGCUUUGGACAGACUGCAGCUUUCGGAAGCUCCUCCACUACCUCAGUGUUUGGUCAACAGCCCAGUGGUGGGAGUGUCUUUGGACAGCAACCAUCCAGUGGUGGGGGUCUGUUUGGGUCUAGCUCUGCCACGGUAGCAGGCUCCCAGCAGGCAGGGGGAGGCUUCUUCAGUGGCCUGGGGGGAAAACCCAGUGAGGACGCCGCCAACAAGAACCCCUUCGGCACGACCGCCGCCACCGGGGGCUUCAGUCAGCCCAACCAGACAGGAGGACCCACCCUGUUUGGGAACAGCGGGGCCAAAACCUUUGGCUUUGGCUCUCCAGCAUCAACAUUCGGAGGGGGGGAGCAGACGGCCAGUGGGACCUUUAGCACGGGAGGCGGGAGCGUGGCCGCUCAGGGGUUCGGCUCCUUCUCCACCCCUGCCAAACAGACAGGUGGUUUUGGGAGUGCCCCUGUGUUCGGUAGCCCCCCUGCUUUUGGGGGCUCCCCGGCUUUUGGGGGGGCAGCAGCGUUUGGCUCGGCACCCUCUUUUAGCAGUCCCAUGGGCUCCUCAGCCAGCAAGGUGUUUGGAGAGGGAACGGCAGCCGCCAACGUGGGAGGAUUCGGCUUUGCCUCCACUCAACAAAGCACACCGUCGUUUGGUGCACUGGCCAACCAGAGUGCGCCAUCCUUUGGUAACCUGGCCCAGCAGCAGCAGGGGUCAGGGUUCGGAGCUCCUCAGCCCAGCGGCUUCUCUGCGUUCGGACAGCAGGGAGGAGGAGGCUUUGGGUCUGCUGGUGGCUUUGGGUCCAAUCAAUGAUCCAGUGGGGUCCCCUAAUCCAGGAGGAAACAAAAUGACCAAGAUGGCCUGGACAACAAUAAAGAAUAUACCCU
This is a messenger RNA of Salvelinus sp. IW2-2015, 6090 nucleotides long. The record is from RefSeq and is a predicted model, not a curated record. Lineage: Eukaryota; Metazoa; Chordata; Actinopteri; Salmoniformes; Salmonidae.